UUAAGUACAUUACAUUUUGGCGCAGUCGGUUAUUUUAAUUAAAAUCAUGCCUUUUGGUAAAAUCGAGCCUUUUGACGUUAGUUCCCACAACUGGGAUGCAUAUUGUCGUCGGGUGAAGCAAUUUAUUGCGUUAAAUAACAUCAGUGAAGAUUUACACGUGGCCACGUUGGUAACACAUGUCGGCAUUGCAUGUUACGAAUUGAUGUGCGACUUGUGUUCCCCGGAUUUACCGGAAGACAAGAAGUUUGAACAAUUAGUGAAGAUUGUCAAAGACCACUUGGAGCCACAAAGGUCGGAGAUCGCAGAGAGACAUAUGUUCCGGCAAAGGAAGCAAAAGCAAGGGGAGAUAGUGAGUGAUUAUUUGAAAAGUCUAAAACAUCUCGCCAAACAUUGCAAUUUUCGGGAUUCUUUGGAGGUAAAUUUGAGAGACCAGUUUGUUUCUGGCCUUCAAAGUGAAGAUAUGAGGUCACGAUUGUUUGCCGAGCGGAACAUCGAUUAUAAGCGAGCAAUAGAACUCGCAUUGGCGCUCGAGGCAGCGGAGAGACAUGCAGCGGAGGCAGCGUCCGGGGCGAGUUCCAGCGCCAUCUCGGAAGGGCUGCAUCGCAUCAGAUCCUCACCAGCGCGCGCGGAGCGCGGGCGCAUGAAACGGCGCGAGGGAGCGGGUGGCGUGCAGGCAGACGCGGCGGCCAGGGCCGGUGCGCUGAGCCUCGAGGGCUCACGGCGCGGCUGCUGGCGUUGCGGGCGCAGCGGGCAUCCGCCGUCCCGGUGCCGCUACAAGUUCUACAGCUGUGAUUCGUGUGGGCAGAGGGGCCACCUGAAGGUCGUGUGCGGUAAUGUUGAUAAGUGUAGUGAUGCGGUUAUACGGAAAAACACAAAAGGUCAGUUGUUUUUUAAUGAUUCCGAUGACAGUGUUUUAGAUUUUUAUAAUAUAAUUUGCGAGGGUAAUGACGGCCCUUACACAGGUAGUGUUAUUGAACCUCUGGGAUAUAUUAUGGUAAAUGUACAAUGUAAAAAUCGUUUGUAUAAAUUACCGUUGUAUGUUGUUGAAAACGGCGGCCCUCCUUUACUAGGCCGUGCCUGGAUAAGAAUUUUACAAAUCGAUAUCACAAAUUGCCAUAAUUUAUCCGAAAGAUGCGAAAAUGAUAAUACUAUAGAAUUAUUAAGGAAAGAAUUUCCCGAGGUUUUCGCUGAUGGGCUUGGGACUUUUAAAACUCGAAUGCAGUUGCAUUUAGCUGACAAGACUCCAAUUUUCGUUAAAUCGCGCCCGCUUCCCCUCGCACUUCGCGCGCCGGUCGAGCGCGAGUUGGAGCGGUUGCAGCGAGAUGACGUCAUUUAUAAGGUAGACCGUUCUGAUUACGGUACGCCUAUUGUUCCUAUAAUAAAAAAAAAUGGAGACAUUCGUAUUUGUGGAGACUUUAAGGUCACUAUUAAUCCGCUAUUAAAAGAUUUUCAUUAUCCUCUUCCACAAAUUGAAGAUAUAUUUGCUACCCUUGGGGGAGGCGAACAGUUUUCUAAAUUAGACUUGUCCCACGCCUAUCAGCAAGUGUUAUUAACGGAGGACUCGCAACCCAUGACCGCUAUAACUACACACAUAGGCACCUUCGUUUACAAGCGAGUACCUUUUGGAAUAAAAUGUGUUCCUGAGUAUUUUGAAAAGUUGAUCGAAGAAACUCUGUGUGGCUUAUCCUCUACUGUAGCUUUUCAGGACGAUAUUUGUGUGACUGGCAAAGACAGAGAGACUCAUUGUAAAAAUUUACGUGCCGUUUUAGCCCGAUUAAAAAUGGCCGGGUUGCGAGUAAAUUGGUCUAAAUGUGAAUUCUUUAAGGACAGUGUAACAUACUUAGGAUACAAAAUUGAUAAAAAGGGUCUACACACUGAUGCAAAUAAGAUAAAAGCUAUUGUUUCGGCGCCAUCACCGAAAGACAAAAAUGUAAAAUGGUAUUGGAGUUGCGAAUGUGAAAGUGCCUUCAAAAGAGUUAAAAACAUUCUCAGUAGUUCGCCUGUGCUAGCACACUACGAUCCCAAGUUACCGUUGCUGUUGUCGGUGCGCGUAUGGACUCGGCGCGGUUCUCACGCACCGCUACUCCGACGGAUCGGAACGUCUUAUCAGUUGCGCCUCGCGUACUCUUAA
Pararge aegeria (speckled wood butterfly) is the source of this 2131-nucleotide messenger RNA. RefSeq lists its product as uncharacterized. Gene Ontology annotation, molecular function: zinc ion binding; nucleic acid binding. Bases 47 to 2131 code for a protein of 694 amino acids. The transcript has 2 exons. The record is from RefSeq and is a predicted model, not a curated record. Lineage: Eukaryota; Metazoa; Arthropoda; Insecta; Lepidoptera; Nymphalidae.